AGCCCAACCAUUGCCACCUUUAUCCACUAGCCCUACAAAACACUAAAAUUCUGCAACAAAAUCUCUGCAUCAAACCAAAAAUGGCAAAGAAAAUCCCAAAUCCCAAGAACAACAGUAUCAGAGAAUUGGAAACUGUAGAAUACCCAAUCAAAUGAGCAAAAACAAUGGCGAAAAAGAAGAGAAUGAUAAUCAAAAUUUGAGGCCAAGAUUCUUUGAUAAGAAAGCUAAGAACUUGUGCUGGGCUAAAGCUGCUCUUGUCCCAGGCCGUCAUCCCGACCGUUGGAGGAAGGAUGUUGCCGGCAACAUCGUUUGCAAGCGUUUCUGCAAUUGUUCUGGUUGUCUUUGCUUUGAGUAUGAUCAUAUUGUUCCUUUCUCCAAAGGAGGUGAGUCCACAAUGGACAAUUGUCAGAUCCUUCAGACUAGGGUCAACCGAUACAAAUCUGACAAAGAAAUGGAUCCCAAAAUACUGAGAGGCUAUUCCUGUGAUUUGAAGUUUACUGACAAAGAACUUGAUAUAGUUGAGAUGGCUGUGUAUGGGGACGUGAUGCGGCCAGGGAAUCAAUGUCGUUGCAGGUCUAUUGCUGAAAUGCUUGGAACUUUCAAGGCCAAAGAUCACAUGGCGCCUUGCAAGUUGCCAUACGUUGAAGAAUCAUGAUGUUUUAUACCAAAUACGAAGUAUGAUGGUUGAUGAUUUUUUCAAUUAUAUUCAUGUUCUGGAGAUUGCCAAUGCCGUCAAAUUGUAGAACAUAGGCAACUUAGCAUCUUCAUGACAAACAUAAACUUUGUGGAACUGAUUAUAUUUGAUUAUUGAACAUUGAAAACAGGAUUUUAAAACACUGGAAUUGCAAAUUAGUUUGUCAUUGGAUUUUGUUCA
Molecule: messenger RNA, 874 nt
Organism: Chenopodium quinoa (quinoa)
Lineage: Eukaryota; Viridiplantae; Streptophyta; Magnoliopsida; Caryophyllales; Amaranthaceae
Exons: 3
Coding region: 152-655 (167 amino acids)
Molecular function (GO): nucleic acid binding; endonuclease activity; zinc ion binding
Source: RefSeq, a predicted model, not a curated record